AAAAGCGGGAAAUAUAUAUUUAUAUUGAGAGAAGAAAAAACCUAGACAACGCACAGUAAAUCUGUAAUUCUAUUCCCUCCUCUUGCAGAGCUUCACCGGGGAGAGAGAGAGAUGGGGGUUUCGAAAGAGCAGGUUGAAUCGUCGCUUACGGCUAAGCUCACUCCUACUCACCUCGAAGUGAUCGACACAUCUGGAGGAUGUGGUGCAAGCUUCAAGGUUGAGAUUGUUUCGGCCGAAUUUGAAGGCAAAAGAUUGCUGGAGAGGCACCGAAUUGUUAACGCUGCACUGGCAGAAGAGAUGAAAGAAAUCCAUGCUCUCUCCAUAACUAAAGCGCUCACUCCAGAACAGUGGAAACAACAGCAAGAUGCAGCUGAGAAGCCUCAAGCAGCCACAUAAGUCAAUUCCUUAUACAUGUUAAAAUAUGCUGUUUCCAUAUGAUGUUUGAAUAAGAAAAAAAACAUCUAGAAUGGUUCAACUUGUAUUAUUAUUAAUGUUUUAUGAUUAUGGAUCUGAGUAAAAGUAGUAAACUAAGGCUGCGCAGGCCAGCCAGCUUAUUAUAAGCUUAACUUCUUUAUGCUUAUAUUAUUAUUAUUAUUAUUAUUCCUUUAA
Molecule: messenger RNA, 609 nt
Organism: Ipomoea triloba (trilobed morning glory)
Lineage: Eukaryota; Viridiplantae; Streptophyta; Magnoliopsida; Solanales; Convolvulaceae
Product: protein BOLA2
Exons: 3
Coding region: 112-396 (94 amino acids)
Biological process (GO): intracellular iron ion homeostasis
Cellular component (GO): cytosol; nucleus
Molecular function (GO): 2 iron, 2 sulfur cluster binding
Source: RefSeq, a predicted model, not a curated record